Messenger RNA from Prorocentrum cordatum, 445 nucleotides. The record is from the annotation of a GenBank genome assembly. NCBI's taxonomy places the organism in Eukaryota, Dinophyceae, Prorocentrales, Prorocentraceae.
AUGGUUCCAGACUGCACGGCCAUGGGGCUUACCACACCAGGAGUGAAGCUGGCAGGUACCUCGGUCACAGAUCUCAGCGGCGCUGGCAAGGGCAAGAAUUUGGAAGCUGGCUCGCCGUACCCAAUGUCGCCCACGCAGCCAAUGGUGAGCUCUCAGGUUAUUCAGAUGUUCUCGGACACCCAGAAGGAACGCGAGAGGCUCCACUGCCUACUCAGUAUGCAGGCCUUCAGAUCAUUGCGCGACAGCAGUGGCGGGAACAGGGAGGAAGACGAGAUCCCCGUUCCCGUGCAGCCCGAGGGGGCAAGGGACUGCUCGCCAGCAGUCGACGUCCCAGUGGAGACGGGUCUGUCUCCAACCUCGCCCGCAGAUGCGGCGGGAGACGUCGCACUGGUGGUGAGAGGGCUGGCUCAGGGCCGGAAUCGCGGCGCCGGAUUCAGGCGGUACG